AUGACCUAUUCUACAGUCAAUAUUAACACACCUCCACCAUAUCUCAGUUUGGCCAAUAAUGAAAAAUUACCUACAGUUUUGUCUAUUGCCGGAACAGAUCCUAGCGGUGGUGCUGGUAUUGAAGCAGAUGUGAAAACUAUCACUGCACACAGAUGCUAUGCUAUGACUUGUAUCACUGCUUUGAAUGCUCAAACUCCAGUUAAAGUAUACAGCAUUAAUAACACGCCAAAAAAAGUGGUUUCCCAAAUUUUGGAUGCCAAUUUACAGGACAUGAAAUGUGACGUCAUCAAGACUGGCAUGCUUACGGCAGCUGCUAUCGAGGUGUUGCACGAAAAACUUCUGCAUCUUGGUGAAAAUAGGCCUAAGUUAGUAGUUGAUCCAGUCCUUGUUGCUACUUCUGGCUCUUCUUUAGCUGGAAAGGAUAUAGCUAGCUUAAUUACGGAGAAAAUUGCACCUUUUGCUGACAUUUUGACUCCUAACAUUCCAGAGUGUUUCAAGCUGUUAGGUGAAGACAGAGAAAUAAGUAAAUUGCAAGACAUUUUCGAAGUCGCAAAAGACCUUGCCAAAAUCACCAAGUGUUCCAAUAUUUUGGUGAAAGGUGGUCACAUUCCAUGGAAUGAUGAAGAAGGAAAGUACAUUACCGAUGUUCUUUACUUAGGGGCCGAACAAAAGUUAAUAACCUUUAAGGGUAAUUUUGUUAAUACAACCCACACUCAUGGUACCGGGUGCACCCUAGCUUCCGCCAUUGCAUCAAAUUUGGCUCGCGGUUACUCCCUUCCCCAAUCUGUUUAUGGUGGUAUUGAGUACGUCCAAAAUGCCGUGGCCAUUGGCUGUGAUGUCACGAAAGAAACUGUUAAGGACAAUGGGCCAAUUAAUCAUGUCUACGCCGUAGAAAUUCCAUUAGAAAAAAUGCUCAGUGACGAAUGUUUCACUGCAUCAGAUGCCGUACACAAAAAGCCAGUCAAAAGUUGUCUUAACAAAAUUCCUGGCGGAAGUUUCUAUAAAUACCUAAUAAAUCACCCUAAAGUUAAACCUCACUGGGACUCCUAUGUGAACCAUGAUUUUGUUAGAAAAGUAGCAGACGGUUCAUUAGAGCCUAAGAAGUUCCAAUUUUUUAUCGAACAAGAUUACCUGUACUUAAUCAAUUAUGCUAGGAUUUCCUGCAUCGCGGGUAGUAAAUCUCCAUGUCUUGAAGAUUUAGAAAAGGAGCUAGUUAUUGUCGAAUGCGUUCGUAAUGGGCUUUGCCAACAUGAAAGAAGAUUAAGAGAGGAAUUUGGAGUUAAGGACCCGGACUACUUACAAAAGAUUCAGAGGGGUCCUGCAUUAAGGGCUUACUGUCGCUACUUUAAUGAUGUUUCCAGAAGAGGUAACUGGCAGGAGUUAGUUGUAGCUCUUAAUCCUUGCUUAAUGGGCUAUGUUCACGCUUUGACCAAGAUCAAGAAUAAAGUAACUGCAGCAGAAGGCUCCGUUUACCGUGAAUGGUGUGAAACUUACUCAUCUUCAUGGUGCCAUGAAGCUAUGCUUGAAGGCGAAAAGCUGUUGAAUCACAUCUUGGAAACAUAUCCUCCAGAACAACUUGAUACACUGGUGACAAUAUAUGCUGAAGUUUGUGAGUUGGAAGCUAACUUCUGGACCGCCGCUUUAGAACACGAAUGA
This is a messenger RNA of Saccharomyces paradoxus, 1656 nucleotides long. RefSeq names its product bifunctional hydroxymethylpyrimidine kinase/phosphomethylpyrimidine kinase (gene THI21). The coding region runs from base 1 to 1656 and encodes 551 amino acids. Gene Ontology annotation, molecular function: hydroxymethylpyrimidine kinase activity; phosphomethylpyrimidine kinase activity; thiaminase activity. The record is from RefSeq and is a predicted model, not a curated record. Gene Ontology annotation, cellular component: cytosol. Lineage: Eukaryota; Fungi; Ascomycota; Saccharomycetes; Saccharomycetales; Saccharomycetaceae. Gene Ontology annotation, biological process: thiamine biosynthetic process. The transcript has a single exon.